GUGCUUAAUGCUUCAUUUUUGUAUGUUUUGGUUUAGGGAUCCGCUGGGUUUACUGGGUUUAGACUUGGGUCAGACUGGUGGCUCUCAUGGUGGGUCCGGCGAUCCCCGGCAGAGGUCUUUGAGAAGGUCCUGGGUGAAGCUGCCAAUAGAUGACAUUGCCCAUAUUCAAUAUCCGCAAACACGAAAGCUAUCACUAAAGUAAAUCUUUUCCUUUAAAUAUUUAAACAAACAAAAUGAACAGCCAAUUAUAGAUUUGUAAGACAUGGCAGAGAGAGACACUGUCAAAUAAUAUUGAAAAGCUUAGAAUAACAGAAAUAAAAGAGCCAGGGACUAACCUCUGUCAUACUGAAAAAGGAAGGCAUCCCAUCCCAUCCCAUAUUCUCAAAAGGCAGAUAUCAACCCAAUAUAUCAGUAAAUCAACUCCUCUGUUAAAGCCUGACGCAUGGAAAAUCAGGAAUUUAGACCGAAGCCAAGCUGGGACCAGGCAGGCACUUAUAUAAUUCAAUGUGAAAUAAACAACAGCAAAAACGUUUUCCAUAUGGGAUCCCCCGGGGCAGAGUCUUGUAUGGGACAAAUGGGGCCGGUGGUGUGUAAAUGUAUGGGAACCAAGCAGCUUGACUCGCACUAGGACCCAGUGCGGCUGCGGCUGUGGAACCAGGAUGCCGAGUCAAACUAUGAACUGUAGCGGCCACACUGACUCAGUUGGCCGCAUCCGUGGCUGGCAGAGCUCGGUGGUCGGGAGCGUGUCGCAAACACGCCUCACACGGAUAUGUUCAUAACUUUUACACGCAAAAACUGAGGGAUUGCCUAUUACCAGAAAUAAAUAGGAUAACUCUGGCUUUGGGAUAGCAGACCACAUGGACUCCAAACGUCAGAGCUGUGAGUAACAGUCCCUUCCCCUCUUCUUCUUCUUUUUCUUCUUUUUUUUAAAAAAAAAAUUAUCCCAUGCUCAUAUUUGGCUCCCUCACGGAAAACACCAUAGCCACUCCUUUGGGCUAACACAACUGGAAACUAUUCAUAGCCCUAACAUCCUGUUGUUAUGUUACGUUGAUUUCCUAUCGAGAUAGACAUAAAGUACCUUAAAACUCACUGUAGAGAAGCAGAAGUCCCAGUAGGAAUAUCAUAGGAAUAUUAUAGGAUAUGUUACAGUGUGGACUGUGCCUAUGGCUGAAAGUACAAUACCGGUCAUUCUAAAUUCACCAUUCAGCGACACGGAUACCGAACAGGGUGAUUUCGAGAUUUUGUUUGUUUCUGGGGCUGGUCUGAAGUGAACUGAUGGACCUUUAUCCCGUUUUGUACAAGAGGCGAGAGCGUCUCCCGCUCCCGGUACGGCGGUGUAGUAACGGCAGAGUGAUGUCAUACACAUACACGCUGGCCGGUGCGCUGCGUGUGUACGUAGCCCAUAAUGUGCGUGUGUGAGUGUGUGAAUGGAGGAGGUAUUGCUCAGGUAGUGAUGCAAUUGGAUACCAACAGUGAAGUGCCCCGUUGGAAGCGGCGCUGCUGGAAGGGAAGCUGAAUGUCCGCUCUGUUUCAGCGCAGGGAGGCUGGAGACAGGAAGGGCCGUUACAACUAGCAAUGGAGCGCCUGGUGAACGAGCUGGCUGCUCUGCUGAAGAUGUUGGACCAAGAGACGGUGAGCCCGGCCACCGCUGACAAGAUGGCAUCUGUACGCAACAUCCUGGAAACCCUGCAGCCGACAGUCAACGGAUCAGAUGUCUACAUGAACAGCUGUCUCUAUGGCAACGGCACCGGCACCAGCUUUGUCGAGUCUCUGUUUGAGGAUUUCGAUUGUGAUUUGCACAUGCUCAGCGCCUCUCCAGUGGAGCAGAAAGAGCAGAAAGAGGAGGAGAAGACUCACCCUAAUAAAUCAACACCCACAGACACACCCCCUCCCCUGCCCACCACUCCGCUGCCUGAUGACUACUAUGAAGAGGCUGUUCCUCUGGAUCCUGGCUCCACCCCUCAGUACUUUACCACCACGAUGCACAGCUCCAGUAACUCUGUGGAGGAUGCCUACUAUGAGGAUGCAGACAAUAACUAUCCCAGCACCAGGAUUAACGGGCCUCCCAAAAACUCCUACAAUGACUCAGAUGCUCUGAGCAGUUCCUACGAGUCUUACGAAGAAGAGGAAGAUGAGGCCAAGGGGCGGGACCGACCUCAGAGAUGGACGGCUGAGGAGAGCUCUAACGAACCAAUUAGAGACUGCCACAUCUGUGCCUUCCUGCUGCGCAAGAAACGAUUCGGCCAGUGGACCAAGCAGCUGGCCGUUGUCCGUGAUAAUAAACUUCAGUGCUAUAAGAGCAUCAAAGACAGCACCCCACACACAGAGCUCCCGCUGAAUCUCUGCAACGUCAUCUACGUCCCUAAGGAAGGCAGGAAAAAGAGGCACGAGCUGCGCUUCUCUCUGCCUGGAGGCGAAGCUCUGGUCCUGGCUGUUCAGAGUAAAGAGCAGGCGCAGCGGUGGCUCAAGGUGGUGCGAGAAGUUGGCAGCCAAUCCUGCAAUAGUGAAAGACUGGAAGGCUCUCCUUCUCCCAUUAUACAGAGGAAAAUGGAACUAGACAAGGUGCUUUUGUCAGACAGGCAGGCGUCAGACUCAGACAGCGGGCCUACGGGGGACAGUCUGUCCAUGGGACAGGGACCAGGACGGGACACCACUGAAUCACUGAACCGGGGGAAGCGCGGGGCGUUUUCCGAGCUGACGGGGUCGAUGAGCCGAGCGGCAGGAAAGAAGAUCAACCGGAUCAUCAGCUUCUCCAAACGGAAACCUCCCUUACCGGGAGACCCGCCCUCCUCUUCUGGUCACCAUGACAACCCACGCUGCGGCUACCUUCAUGUGUGUCUGAGCGGCUCUUGGAAGGAGCGCUGGUGUGUGGUGCAGAGUGGGAGCCUGCACCUCCAGAAGGACCCCGGGGACCAGCGGCCCCCAGUCAUUGUGGUGCCCCUUAAGGGGGCCGAAGUGGUAACAGGGGGUCUCGGGCCCAAGCAUCCGUUCUCCUUCCGCAUCCUGCAGGGGGGCAGCGAGCUGGCAGCUUUAGAGGCCAGCUGUUCUGAGGAUCUGGGCCGCUGGCUGGGUGUGCUGUUUGCAGAGACAGGCAGCACCACGCUCCCUGAGGAACUGCACUAUGACUACAUCGACGUGGACACACUCACCGACAUACGGCACGCUGCCAGACACUCCUUCCUGUGGGCGACCACAACUACUUCCUCCAGCAGCGCUUCAACAGACUCCAGGAUGUACGACGAAGUCUACGAAAGUGUUCUGGAGGGGGCAGUAGAGAGCACACAAGGCCAGGUGAGACGCCACGCCUCCUUCUCCAGCAGAGACUCUGAUAAAACCGAACAGCAGGCCGCGAUCAAGAGACACACCUCCAAUGUGAAUCAGUACGCGCGGUAUGGGAAGACGCGUGCAGAGGAGGACGCCAGGAGGUACCUGAGGCAGAAGGAGGAGCUGGAGAAGGAGAAGGAGGAGCUAAAAAACACACUGGUGUCCCUACGCAAGGAGAGGAAGGAGGUCAAGGAGGAGAUGAAGAGCGGCGCAGGUCAGGGUGCAGAGCAGCGGUUAGCCCAGCUGGAGGCGCUGUGUAAGCAGAAGGAGGAGGAGAGGGUGGAGCUGGAGCUCAGACUGACCGAGGUCAAAGAAAACCUGAAGAAAUCUCUGGCUGGAGGAGUGCUGGGGCCUCCCACUGAUACCAAGAUCAGCACCAAGGCACAGGGCAAUAAGGUGGAGAAGGUUUACAGUGAGUCUGUGCCGGUCAACUCAGCAUCUGAGCUCCGUAAACGGCCUCCAUCUGUUUACGCUUCCUCCCGGGGCAACGUCAUGCAGAAGGCAAAGGAGUGGGAGUCGAAGAAGGGGACCUAGGCACGGCAUCAGACAGAUCAGCAGAUGAAGUCACGGAGAGAGGGGGCUGUGUUGUGACUUGAAUGAUAGGCAGGUAGAAAGGUAGAAGAGGAAACAGAAGAAACAGAAAAGGAAGAACUGGAAAUAAGAGGAAGAGGAGCAUGGGAAGGAAGGAGGAGGAGGAAGAGGAGGAGGACUCUGGCACAUCCUCCUCUCCUGUAUGCAUUUACAGGCUGCAUGAUUUAUAAACCGCUGUAAAUACCAGUACAGUGUUAUUAUAUAAGGAUCACCAUGAGUAGGAACUAUGUGUGUAUGCCUGUGUGCUUGUUUGUGUGUGUGUGUGUGUGUGUGUGUGUGUGUGUGUGUGCGCAGAGUGGUGCAGUUUGCAGAGGGCUGCAGAAAGUGAGCAUGUGAUACAAGAUAAAAGCAUAGCAAAGGGAUCGAGGGCACGGUUCAUUAGCAUCUCGAGUUCACAAGUUCAAAACCCAGAUGACUUGCAGAGAUACUGUGUCAUGGUUUUCAGGCUGAACUUCCUGAAUCAUCUUAGUGUUUUAUCAGCGCCGUCCACUGAUGGAGAGAAAGUGUUUUUGCCUCUUAUCAUUUUUAAAAGGUUACAUGACAAGACAAGAUGUAUCGUUAUUAUCUUAAAUUAUGAUUAUUGGUAUAGUAAAACAGUAGCAUUUCACAUCUUGUGAUGUGUCUUUGAACCAAUAUGAAAGCAUACAGAGUAUGGCACUGUUCAUGAAACCAAGAGGUAAAUGUUUAUUACUGCAAUGUGAAAAUAAUUUAAAGGUGCAUUAGGCAAAAUUUCAAACGGUGAAUUGAAGUGAGGACCUUUUAGACCCAGCUGACAUAUACUUGAAGUAAGCAUGCAUUUUAUUAGUGAUUUGAUCCAAUUGAUGAGAACCAUGCAGAGUCAGCCAUAAAAUUAUGUUCAUAUUCCACGAUUUUUGCCAGUUGAAUCUCAAGGGUCCUCACGAGAGUCAACCCUCAGCAACGUUGCAUAGUGCACAUUUUUUUUUUUAAAAAAUGUGUUUUUGUGUUCCACUGUUCCUGCCUAUAUGUAUAUUUUUUUCAUAUCCGACUUUUGCACUUUAUCAUGUUGUAUUUUGUGAUCCAAUAAAUGUCUUGGAAAUAA
Molecule: messenger RNA, 4975 nt
Organism: Myripristis murdjan (pinecone soldierfish)
Lineage: Eukaryota; Metazoa; Chordata; Actinopteri; Holocentriformes; Holocentridae
Product: actin filament-associated protein 1-like 1
Exons: 19
Coding region: 1576-3858 (760 amino acids)
Cellular component (GO): cytosol
Molecular function (GO): SH3 domain binding
Source: RefSeq, a predicted model, not a curated record